UGGAAACUGCAACAAUUUUACAAUUGUCAAUUUGGCAUGUGCAUGGCACACAAGAAAAAGCUGGCUAGCAAUGGCGGCUGCCUGGCCUGCUGCUGCUCUCUCUUUGCAUUGCAAAGCCAGGCCCGCCAUCAUCACCUCCUCCACCACCAAGGGCGCCAAGCUCUCUCUUCUCCAUUCCACUCCUCCUGUCCUCCACCAUCCUCCUGCUCCAAAUCUCUAAUCAUGGCGUCCACCGCCGCCACUACCUUUCCCACAUCCAUUUCACCAUCAGCCGCCCCCCUUCUUCCUCAUCUCACCAUACCCCCACCUCCACGGCCAUGGCCGCCACCACACAGCUCCCCUUCCCCUUCCUGCUCCUCCUCCCGCUGCUCACAAUCACCGCCGCCUCCUCCGCCCCGCUCCCGCUCCUGGCCCUCCUCGCCCUCAAAUCCUCCCUCCACGACCCCGCCGGCGCGCUCACGCCAUGGACCUACGCCUCCGCUGCAUCCACAUCCCCCAUCGCCCGCUCCCCACCAUGGUGCUCCUGGCCGGGCGUCUCCUGCUCCACCGCCGACGCCGCCAUCGUCGGGAUCGACCUCUCCCGCCGCAACCUCUCCGGUAGCUUCUCCCCCACCGCCGCCGCCCUCCUCUCCCCGACCCUAACCUCCCUCAACCUCUCCGGCAACGCCUUCUCCGGCGAGUUCCCUCCGGCGCUCCUCCUCCUCCGCCGCCUCGUCACGCUCGACGUCAGCCACAACUUCUUCAACGGGACAUUCCCCGACGGGAUCGCCAGGCUUGGGGAUUCCCUCGCCGUCGUUGAUGCCUACAGCAACUGCUUCGUGGGCCCGAUUCCCCGCGGCCUUGGCCAGCUCCGGCAGCUCGAGCGGCUUAAUCUGGGGGGCAGCUUCUUCAACGGCAGCAUCCCGCCCGAGUUCGGGAAGCUUCGGAGCCUUCGCUUCCUCCACCUCGCCGGGAACUCGCUCUCCGGGCGGCUACCGCCGGAGCUCGGCGAACUGGCUCUCCUCGAGCGGCUUGAACUCGGCUACAACAGUGGCUACGACGGUGGGAUCCCGCCGGAGUUCGGCGGGCUGAAACAGCUCCAGUACCUCGACAUCGCCCAGGGUAACCUCUCCGGCGCGCUCCCGCCGGAGCUCGGCGGGCUCGGGCGGCUCGAAGCCCUCUUCCUCUUCAAGAACCGGCUCGCCGGCGCCAUCCCGCCGGCUUUGUCGCGGCUGCAAGCUCUGCGGGUGCUCGACCUCUCCGACAACCGGCUCACAGGCCCCAUCCCCGCCGGCCUCGGCGACCUCACGAACCUCACCACGCUGAACCUCAUGAGCAACUCGCUCUCCGGCUCGAUCCCGGCGACCAUCGGCGAGCUGGCAAACCUCGAGGUGCUGCAGCUGUGGAACAACUCGCUCACGGGAGCUCUCCCGGCAUCGCUCGGCUCCGCGAGCCGGCGGCUCGUCCGGCUCGACGCGUCGACCAACUCGCUCUCCGGCCCGAUCCCCGCAGAACUCUGCGCCGGCGGCCGGCUCGUGCGGCUCAUCCUCUUCGCGAACCGGCUUGAGUCCUCCAUCCCUUCGAGCCUCGCGAGCUGCGCGUCUCUGUGGCGGGUCCGGCUCGAGUCGAACCGGCUCUCCGGUUCAAUCCCGGCCGGGUUCGGGAAGCUCAAGAAUCUGACGUACAUGGACCUGAGCUCGAACAAUCUCUCCCAUGGCGGCGGCAUCCCUCCGGACCUCCUCGCUUGCCGGAGCCUGGAGUUCCUCAACGUGUCAAGCAACCCGGAGCUCGGCGGGGAGAUCCCGGAGCACGCGUGGCGGGCGCCGCGGCUGCAGGUGUUCUCCGCGAGCGGUUGCGGGCUGCACGGCGAGAUUCCGGCGUUUUCCGGGGGCUGCGCGAACCUGUACGGGAUAGAGCUGGGAUGGAACUCGCUGAGCGGCGCCAUCCCCGGCGAUGUCGGCGGGUGCAGAAGGCUGGUGAGUUUGCGGCUGCAGCACAACCGGCUCGAAGGCGAGAUCCCGGCGUCGCUCGAGUCGCUGCCGUCGGUGACGGACGUGGAUUUGUCCUACAACUUGCUCGUCGGGGAUGUCCCGCCGGGGUUCGCCAACUCCACCACGCUGGAGACAUUCGACGUGUCGUUCAAUAAUUUGUCGUCGAAGGCAGCGCCGCCGGUUGUGGGUCCAGGCGAGAUCGCAACGACGACGCGGCGCACGGCGGCGAUGUGGGUGUCGGCCGUGGCCGUGGCGUUGGCGGGGUUGGCGGUGCUCGCGCUCACCGCGCGCUGGCUGCGGUGCCUGGAGGAGGAAGAAGACGGCGGCGGCUCCUCCGGGGCGAGCGGCGGCGGAGGAGGAGACAAGCAGGGAGUGGGGCCGUGGCGGAUGACGGCGUUCCAGAAGCUGGGGUUCACGGCGGAGGACGUGGCGCGGUGCGUGGAGGUGGGCGGCGUCGUGGUCGGCGCCGGGUCUUCCGGGACGGUGUACCGCGCCAAGAUGCCCAACGGCGACGUCAUCGCCGUCAAGAAGCUCUGGCAGUCGCACAAGGACAGUGCUAGUCCAGAGUCCCACGAGGCGCCGACGAAGAAGAAGAGGGUGGUUGCCGAGGUGGAGAUGCUGGGCCAGCUCCGGCACCGGAACAUCGUGCGGCUGCUGGGCUGGUGCACGAACGCCGAGGGGACGAGCACGAUGCUGCUCUACGAGUACAUGCCCAACGGCAGCCUCCACGACCUCCUGCACCCGGAAAACGGGAGGAAGAAGACGAGCAAGGAGGCGGCGGCGGAGUGGUGGGAGACGCGGCACAGGAUCGCCGUCGGGGUGGCGCAGGGGCUGAGCUACCUGCACCACGACUGCGUGCCCGCCGUGGCGCACCGGGACGUCAAGCCGAGCAACAUCCUCCUCGACGCCGACCUCGAGGCCCGCGUCGCCGACUUCGGCGCCGCCAAGGCCCUGCUCCACGGCGACGGCGCGGCCAUGGCCAUGUCCACCGUCGCCGGCUCCUACGGGUACAUGGCGCCGGAGUACGCGCGGACGCUGCGGGUGGACGGCGAGAAGAGCGACGUGUACAGCUUCGGCGUGGUGCUGCUGGAGAUCGUGACCGGGCGGCGGGCCGUGGAGCCGGAUGAGUUCGGGGAAGGGUGCGGCAUCGUGGACUGGGCCAGGCGGAAGGUCGCCGCCGCCGGUACUGGUGGUGUGUGGAGCGAGGUGAUGAUGGAGCAGGGAAGCGGCGGUGGGGAAGGGGAGAGGGAGGAGAUGGCGGCGGUGCUGCGGGUGGCGCUGCUGUGCACGAGCCGGUGCCCGAGGGAGCGGCCGUCCAUGAGGGACGUGCUCGCCAUGCUGCAGCAGGCCAGGCCCGCCCGCAACUCUGCCGCCGCCAAGGCCAAGGCCGCCGAGCAAGUGCCGGCGUAGAUCGAUCGAUCGAUGAUGAGUUGAUUAAUUUAAUCGGAGUUUUAAGGCUUGAUCCUUGGACAUGCUCCCAUGUGUGCUAAUUAAUCAGGAGUAAAGUUCAUUUUAAACCA
This is a messenger RNA of Brachypodium distachyon (stiff brome), 3490 nucleotides long. Its product is annotated as leucine-rich repeat receptor-like protein kinase TDR. The transcript has a single exon. Gene Ontology annotation, molecular function: ATP binding; receptor serine/threonine kinase binding; protein kinase activity. Gene Ontology annotation, biological process: protein phosphorylation. NCBI's taxonomy places the organism in Eukaryota, Viridiplantae, Streptophyta, Magnoliopsida, Poales, Poaceae. The coding region runs from base 318 to 3380 and encodes 1020 amino acids. The record is from RefSeq and is a predicted model, not a curated record.